Oppiella nova is the source of this 267-nucleotide messenger RNA. Lineage: Eukaryota; Metazoa; Arthropoda; Arachnida; Sarcoptiformes; Oppiidae. The record is from the annotation of a GenBank genome assembly.
AUGGGAAUGAUCGUGAUGAAACAAGGUCAAGCUUUGGUUUUGGAGGCGAUUCAGCCUGUGAAAUAUACACCGCUUCAACAAUGGAUCAAUCGCGGUGUAAAUAAAGCCUAUGUCGUAAAGCGUUAUCAACCUCAAUUAACUGCAGAGCAACAGCACAAGUUAGUCAAACAGGCCGAGACUUAUUUAAAUAAACCCUAUGAUAUCGAAGUGUUAAAGCACUUAUGCGACAACGCUAUGGACAGCAUAUUCCAUUGCAAGAAACUGUGA